AUGACUUGCCCUAAACCUAAAAAACGGAACCGAAGGAAAAUAGGAGCAAGGGCCUACAAAAACUAUUCUGAAGAAAUGCUCACUCUUGCAGUUGAAAUGGUCCGUAAUAAAAAUGUGUCAUCUUAUGACGCAGAAAAACAAUUUGGAAUACCACGUCGUACCAUAGAAAAAAGGGCAAAAAACUUACACACUAACAAACCUGGUCCACGGUACCGAUUUACAGAGGAAGAAGAGCUCCAAUUUGUAAAAGUGCUUAUUGUUGCAUCUGAAUUUGGAUGUCCAUUGACACAGUUGGAUUUCCGUAUGAUUGUAUUUGAUUACCUUAAAAAAAAUAAUAAAGCGUACAUUUUUAAUGACAAUCCUCCAGGUGAUUGGUGGGUGAAAAACUUUUUGAUAAGACACCACGAUAAGCUUACCGUGCGAUCUACACAAAACAUUAAAAAAGCAAGAGCCGAAAAAUCCCUUCAAGAUUUUAAGAUCUACUUUGAAAAUUUAAAGAGCUGUGUUGAAGAUUUGCCGGCAACCCAUAUACUCAAUUACGACGAAACAAAUGUCAGCGAUGACCCGGGGGCAGUCAAAUGCAUUUUUCGCCGGGGAAUCAAGUAUCCGGAAAGAACAGUAAACUACUCAAAAGGUUGUAUUUCUAUAAUGUUUUCCGGAACAGCCAGUGGUGAUCUUUUAGCUCCGUACGUCGUCUAUAAAUCUGAAAAUAUGUGGACACAAUGGUGUGAUGGAGGUCCAGAAGGGGCGCGUUAUAAUCGAACUAAAAGUGGCUGGUUCGAUUCUGGCAUGUUCAUGGAUUGGUUCACUACAAUAGUAAUACCAUGGGCUCAACGUCUGGAAGGACCGAAGCUGGUUAUAGGAGACAACCUUUCAAGCCAUAUUAACGUAGAUGUGGUAGAACUUUGCGAGCGUCACAAUAUUAGGUUCGUGUUACUACCACCAAAUUCAACGCAUUUAACCCAGCCUCUGGAUGUUGCAUUUUUCGCUCCACUUAAACGAACGUGGAGGAAAAUAAGAUAG
Messenger RNA from Parnassius mnemosyne (clouded apollo), 1023 nucleotides. Lineage: Eukaryota; Metazoa; Arthropoda; Insecta; Lepidoptera; Papilionidae. The record is from the annotation of a GenBank genome assembly.